CAACAGUCUACUGUAAUAUGCGAUGGAGUUAAAUGGUGAUGAUGCUUUGAAAGAAUAUCAAUAUCAGUUAAACAGAGGACUAAAAAUUGCAUUUGAACGUUGUCCAUCUUGUAAUACAACACAUCUUCCGUUUACCUGUCAGAAUUGCAUACAGGAAGGAAAUUAUUUUCGUUCGAAUAGUGAUGAUUGUGAAACGUUCCGUGAAAAGUUGGAACGGUACCAAAGGUACAAGGCAGGGGAACAUAAUAGGAUCUAUCAGAAGUUGUGUACUGAAUUGGACAAGAAAUUAAAAAUAGAAGCCAAGAAGUGGGAGGUGAAACAACUCAGACAGCAAAUAGAAUUUAUGAAAAAAUCAAUUGAAGAAAUUAAAACCAAGAAGACUAAAGAUGAAGAAAGUUUAAAUGCAGUGAGUGAACAGGUGAAACAAUUUGAAUCAAGAGCCAAAAGUCACCGUCAUAAACUAGACAAGAUAAAAAAAUACAUAGAACAAAUUAAAGAAAACCUUAGCGAUAAGAGACACAAGUUGGAUGAAAGGGAGGAGGAACUGUGUGAGACACGCAAAAUAAGAGUUAAUCAACUUGUGCUACAUAUAUUUCCAAUAUCUGAAAUAAGAAGUAGUCUGAAAAGUGAUGAAGAUGAAGAAGGGAAAGAGGACCUAAUAGCGGCAUUGGCAGAUGCGCGUCAAACCUCAUUUGUGCGCGGUCGAUGGGUAUUCUCUGAGAACCAGAGUGAAGUGCAAUAUUUGAUAGUUGAUGAGGAUGUUUUGUUGCCUGGUAAUGGUGACUACUCGGCAUACACAGCAUGGAUUGAAACGAAUGAGCCUCUGCUAAGGGGUCCAGGAACAGAGGUUGAGCUGCGUAACCCAGCAUUCCAACUGAGUGCUGCUCUCUGCUUCACAGCCCACCUUGUCUGUCUCGUCUCAUUUUAUCUUGGUGUUAAUCUCCCCAGGAAGCUGUGCUUUAGCGAGUUUUGUGGGAAAGAGAUGAGUCCUUCAAGGUUCAGUAAAUCAGUUGCCAACCUCAACGCAAAUAUCAUGUAUCUAUGUAGCUCACAGAAGAUAGCUCCUGAGAAAAUCCUCUCAUAUGGAACACUAAGGAAUAUGUUGACUUUACUAGAACCAACAAGUGGCUAUCUUGGAAGGUGUGGCCCUUUUGAUGUGACAGUGAGCUUAACUGAAGCCAGACUUCUUUCUCCAGAGGUAGUCCUAAGCGACUCUGAAAGCAGCGACACCGGAGCAAUAGACUAUGAAUCGGAGUUACAGACUGAAGACUGGGAAGACGUUCCCAAAUCCAGUAUUGUUACCAUUCCUUUCCCGAACAGCCAAUCGGCUAUGAACUUGGGCCAACAGGAUGUUACGCAAAGACGAUCAAGUAUGAACGUCACCGCCAGUGUCCACACUGCCGGAGGACUUGUGUCAUCCGCAGCAGCUUCAAUGGCUUCUCUGUGGCGGGCUGCCACUGGUACAACCUCAUCUUCACCACCAGAUAAGAGUUGACGAUAGCCUCUGUUAUUCAUCUAAUAAACAUUUUUUAAAUGUGUAAAAUUAAAGACUGGGAGUUCUAUUAUAUACACAAUGAGCACUGGAUGAGUUUGUGAUCUGUUUUAAAUGUCUCUCUUCCGUGGAACUUGUGCUGACAUCAUUUUUUAAAGUUUUUUUUACUAGGUGAUAGGUAUUUGAAAAUGGAGGAAAAUAUAAAGCAAUAAAUUAUGUUUAAAUAUACAAUUAGUUAUCAUUACCAGAAUUUGAAAUGUUAUGUGCAUUAUUUGUUCAUGUUCUUAAUAUUAGUUAUUUGUAAAGUUGCUGUUCACAAAGAUGCACAUUCUAACACUCCACCAGCAACCCAGGAAUAUACAUUUAUAUGCUAAUCUGUUAAUUUCUACAGUGAUACUCAAAGAAGUGUCUAUGUUCCAUGAUAUCACACGCAUAUAGACCAAUGACGGUUAUUAUUUUCACAAAAUCUAGGCAGUGGUAGUUCAAGAAAUUUAUUGAAGUCUGGCAGGGGGACUGAACCAAAGGGCUGUGUACAGCCUUGGUCAGGGUCGCUAGAAUAAAUUUCCUCGUGGGGUUCAUGUGUAGAAAUUUUAUGGCGUAGGAUAUCCUGAAAUUAUGCUUUUAGACCACAUAAUUCAGAUUGGCAAUCACAAUACCUUUGGAUACUGCUUAUAUAUGCAAUGGGCUUGGGAGGGGGGUAGUUUUACUCUGACCCAAGCUGGUGAAGCCACUGAGGACAGAGGCUAUUGUUCAUUUCUUACACUUGUGAUUAUGCUUAUUUUUAUUCAUUUAUUUGAUGAGGAUAACCUGUGCAGCUCACCAUUAAUGGAGAGCUGAUAUUAAGGGGUCCUCAACAAAUAAAUAUAAAACACAUAUAUAAAAUACGCUUGACCACAUUCAAAUGGUUUUCAAUCACCUCGCAUGGAAGGUCUACAAGCAGAUCCAAGUUGAGUGAACCUGGUUAACUUCUGUAGUUUGCUUAAUUAAAAAUUAUAUAUAUUUUUUUCUAAAUGGAAAAUAAGCAAGUCUAAAAUAUGCUUGUUUAAUAGAUAUGUUGAGACCUGUUUUGAAUAAAAUCAGUUUUAAUUAUAUUA
This is a messenger RNA of Anneissia japonica, 2586 nucleotides long. RefSeq names its product beclin 1-associated autophagy-related key regulator-like. Gene Ontology annotation, cellular component: autophagosome; phosphatidylinositol 3-kinase complex, class III; mitochondria-associated endoplasmic reticulum membrane contact site. The transcript has 11 exons. The record is from RefSeq and is a predicted model, not a curated record. Lineage: Eukaryota; Metazoa; Echinodermata; Crinoidea; Comatulida; Comatulidae. Bases 23 to 1495 code for a protein of 490 amino acids. Gene Ontology annotation, biological process: autophagosome assembly; mitophagy; cellular response to starvation.